UAAAUUUUAAGAUUUGCUGAAUUUCGUGCGUUUCUCUUUUACUUACAUAUUUCAAAUUUAUAAUAAUGACUAAUUGGACUAUUGCUAUCCCCGAGACUCCUUCUCCCAACUUUGUUGUCGUAAAACAAAUUGCCCUUCAAUCUACUGAACAAACUGUCAAGGAAUUUUUCUUGUUCUGUGGUAAGAUUAAAGAGUUUGAGUUAAAGGUCGAUGAAGAAGAUGAAAAACACCAAAUCGCCUUAAUUCAUUUCGAACGUGAGUCUGCUGCCAAGACUGCUGCUCUUUUAAGCAAUGCUUUAAUCGAUGAUAGCCAUAUUAUUGCAGCACCUUACUUUGAUAUCCCUACCUCAGAAAGUAACGAAAAAUCUAUUGAUAAUGGCGACCACGAGACCCAAGAAGCUAAACCCAAGUCUCGCAUCGCUGCCGAAAUUUUGGCCAACGGUUAUAUGCUUCAAGAUCAUGUUGUUGCCAAAGGUCUCGAGUACGAUAACAAAUAUAACGUUUCUUCCCGUUUAACUGGAUUUUUAAACACAUUACAAUCAAAUGUCAAGCAAUUUGAUGAUAAGUAUCGUAUUUGGGAUAAGGCUGUAGGUAUUGACCAAAAAUAUAAGAUUGGUGAAAAGGUCCAAACCGCUGCUCAAACUGCCCAAACUAAGGCUGCUGCCGCUCUUCAAACCCCCACCGGUCAAAAGGUUCAUGAUUUUGCCAACCAAACACUUGCUCAAAUUGCUGCUGUUCAUUAUGAAGCUAAAAAAAUUCAGGGUGAGAAGUUGAAUACAACCGAAGCUCACAAGAGUACCGAAACCGACACUCAUAAGGCAGCUGCUCAAUAAAUAACAACAAACAUAAUAAUUCAUAAUAAAAAAUGGCUGUUUGCUCAAUAUUCCCUUAA
This is a messenger RNA of Mucor mucedo, 892 nucleotides long. RefSeq lists its product as uncharacterized. The record is from RefSeq and is a predicted model, not a curated record. Bases 66 to 833 code for a protein of 255 amino acids. NCBI's taxonomy places the organism in Eukaryota, Fungi, Mucoromycota, Mucoromycetes, Mucorales, Mucoraceae. Gene Ontology annotation, molecular function: RNA binding. The transcript is spliced from 7 exons.